AGCACAGCGAGAAUGGAAAUGGGCGUGGCUAGCACCAGAAAUUCUUAGGUGUUGUCAUCGUGUUCCUUUAGUUUGGUGUGUUUUACACUGGGCGUGCGGGCGCAGUUUAAGACGUUACAAUGCUACUUUAAUAGCAAUAGUUUUUUUUCUUUUCUAUAGAUUGUUAGAGUUGUGUAACGUAUUUAUCCUAUAGUAUACAGAAGAAAGACCGUUAGGUAUCUCCAGGAAAGCAACAAUCCUACAUUUCACACGAAGGCUAACUUUAGCUUAUAAGCUACUAGCUAACGCCUAACGUUAGCUAUGGAGGAGAAGAAGGAGGAGAGAGAAGCGGAGAUCCAAGAGCACGGCCCCGAACACUGGUUCUCCAAAUGGGAACGGCAGUGCUUAGCAGAGGCCGAACGGGAUGAUCCAAACGAAGAGGAGACGGAACAAAGCCAACAGAAGCUGUGGCACCUCUUUCAGAACUCGGCCACUGCGGUAGCACAGCUCUACAAAGAUAGAGUGUGUCAGCAGCAAGGCCUCUCUCUCUGGGUGCCCUUCCAGAAUGCAGCCACAGCUGUCACUAACCUGUAUAAAGAGAGUAUGGAGGCCCGCCAGCGGACCUAUGAUCUGGGCAUCCACUUAGGUCACCAGCGCAGGAAUAAGGAUGUGAUUGCAUGGGUUACGAAACGCAGGAGAACUAUUAGGCGCGAGGACCUUAUCAGCUUCCUGUGUGGAAAAGUUCCACCUCCACGGACAGCUCGCGCCCCUCCAAGGGUUGCCAUGGUGUCUGCAAGCCGACCAUCACCCCCAGAGACGGGUAGCUCUGUGGAGACCGACCUGCAGCCUUUCAGAGAGGCCAUAGCACUGCAUGGCCUUAGCGGUGCCAUGGCAAGCAUUUCUGUGCGUUCGGGUCCUCCUGGUUCACCAACUCACCCUGCCCAGUCCCUCAGUCGUCGCAGGAAUGGUCUUCAUGAUGUGGACCUCAACACCUUCAUUGCUGAGGAGAUGGCGCUCCAUUUGGAUUCAACAGCCAAUCGUAAACGAGGCCCUGCCCCCUGUAGUGAUGUCAUCACAGACUCACCUACUCAUAAACGUAACAGGAUGCUCUGAACUUUUCCUACACCACUAAUCCCUCCGUUGUCCUCUCCUUGGUGGCCGACUGGACAGCUGAUGAGGACUGAUGCCUUGGCCAACCAUUGAAAUCUUCCUCCUUUUCAUCUUAGUUGCAAUGCUACAAAUAAACUUAACUAUUACCAAUCCACACAUUUAUUCCCUUUAUUUUUCUUUCAACCCCGUGUUGUCUCACACAUCCUUUCUAUAGCAGUGUUGUUUUUUCAGAAAAUGUUCUUUCCUGUUUGUUUGAUUGCCCCCAGUAGAUUGGACAGAGAAGCAAGCACACAUCACACUUGAAAUCCUUGAAUUGCAGAUUGUUGAGUUAGACAUGUUUAUUUGGCCAGGCUCCUUUUUGUUCUUCAUAUCCGAUAAUCAGAUGAACCGGGCUGUUGCCUACUGUUUGCAGUUCUGUUCCCUUCAUUCCUCGUGCAAACUUUCUUCUCAUCUUUGGAGUGCUGGCCGAACCAGACUGGACUGAAAACCCGGCUCCCCGGGAGGCUGAACCACCACCUCGCUGUGUGGCCCGACUCAAAAUGCUUGUAAGCGUGUGUAUUUCAUUCUGUUGCUGCUCUGUGUGUUUGCGUAUCUGACAGCAGAACUGCCACUUACUGUGUUGUACUUGUCUUUGCCUUUGAGAAAGCUGCUACAGUAUCUCUGGUUGUUGCGCAACUGUGUGUGUGUGUGUGUGUGUGUGUGUGUGUGUGUGUGUGUGUGUGUGUGCUUGUAUGUGUGUGUGUGUGUGUGUGUGUGUGUGCUUGUAUGUGUGCUUGUAUGUGUGCUUGUAUGUGUGCAGGAUUAUGGCAAAUCCAGCACCCACUUGACCGAAUUAUUUCCCGUUUUUACUUUCAUCCUAUUUUUUUUUUUUUUUUCUUUAGUUGCUCUUUGCAGCCCAAACCAGGGUUUUAUCACAAAGCAGGUCAGUCCACUUUACUAUACUACUACAACACGAUAAUGGUGACUAUCAUUACUGUCAGAUGUAGCUGACAAAUUGAGUAGUGAGGUAACAAGAUAAGCAAGAUGCUUUCCAAAAAAAGAGUUGCUUAAGUACCCAUAUCCUGCAUUCUUAUUUGCAAGUUUCAAAUCACACUGUUGUUGUCAUAGGUAUUGUCAUGUUUACAAAUAAUCCAAAUAUACACCAUUUUCCUGUCUGCAUCAAAAUAUAUUUGACAAAGCUGUCAAAGCCUGUGUUGUACCUACUUUGUUUACAUUUGGCCCUUUGAUGACAAACUGGUGCAUUGUCAUUUUGGCUCUUGUAUUUAAGAGUUACAACACUUGUGAUUUCAGCUUUAAACCUAGAAAAUUACAGGGGGCAGUUGCCUGUGGUAUUCUACUUUGCUUAGCCAACUUAUGGACUGUUGGGUGUGAUGGUUCAGCAAGGCUUUGGGCACUUGUUUUGCUUAUUUUGCACACUGCUUUGUGAUACAAUCUUGUGUAAUGUAUGUAAAUACCAUGUAGGUGCUGUUAUAUGUGGUACAUAUUGUAAAAAGAAGUGCAAAUCCAUUGGGAUGUCCAUGUACAAUAACAAUUCUGACAUUAAAGAAAAUUCAAGCGUU
Perca flavescens (yellow perch) is the source of this 2648-nucleotide messenger RNA. It is a transcript of the gene hapstr1b, whose product is annotated as HUWE1 associated protein modifying stress responses b. The transcript is spliced from 4 exons. NCBI's taxonomy places the organism in Eukaryota, Metazoa, Chordata, Actinopteri, Perciformes, Percidae. The record is from RefSeq and is a predicted model, not a curated record. Bases 301 to 1092 code for a protein of 263 amino acids.